AGGCACCGCUCGCGCUCGGAGCGCUGCGCGCGUCCUGUGUGUGCGCCCAGCGUGGCUGCCGCUGCCCCCACGGAGGGCACGGGCUGGCACGGCCGAUCGCCGGGGAGGACGGCGAGGAGGCGGCGGCGGCGGAGACGGAGACGGUGGCGACGAGGCUGGGGCCUGGGAGAGAGCCCCGGGGGAGAGGCGCCCGAGCCGGGCCGCGGGAGCAUGUGGGCCCGGAGCGGGGCGCGGGGUGCGCUGCUGCUGCUGGCGCUGCUGCUCUGCUGGGACCCGACGCCGAGCUACGCAGGCCCAGACACAGGUUUCGAGGUGCUCCCUGACUCCUUCCCGUCAGUGCCCGCCGACCCACUGCCAUACUUCCUGACGGAGCCGCAGGAUGCCUACAUCGUGAAGAACAAGCCAGUGGCAUUGAGCUGCCGUGCCUUCCCCGCCACUCAGAUCUACUUCAAGUGCAACGGCGAGUGGGUCAGCCAGAGUGACCACAUCACCCAGGAGAGCCUGGACGAGGCCACAGGCCUGCCAGUUCGAGAGGUGCAGAUCGAAGUGUCACGCCAGCAAGUGGAGGAACUGUUUGGGCUGGAGGAUUAUUGGUGCCAGUGCGUGGCCUGGAGCUCCGCGGGCACCUCCAAGAGCAGCCGGGCCUACGUCCGCAUCGCAUAUUUGCGCAAGAACUUCGAUCAGGAGCCUCUGGGCAAGGAAGUGCCCCUGGACCACGAGGUUCUCCUGCAGUGCCGCCCGCCUGAGGGGGUGCCUGUGGCUGAGGUGGAGUGGCUCAAGAACGAGGACAUCAUUGACCCCACUGAGGACCCCAACUUCCUGAUCACUAUCGACUACAACCUCAUCAUCCGCCAGGCACGCCUGUCUGACACAGCCAACUACACCUGUGUGGCCAAGAACAUCGUGGCUAAGCGCCGCAGCACCACGGCCACAGUGGUUGUCUAUGUGAAUGGAGGCUGGUCGAGCUGGGCUGAGUGGUCUCCCUGUUCCAACCGCUGUGGGCGCGGCUGGCAGAAGCGUACACGGACUUGCACCAACCCUGCACCCCUCAAUGGAGGGGCCUUCUGCGACGGCCAGGCCUUCCAGAAGACAGCCUGCACCACAGUAUGCCCGGUGGACGGCGCAUGGACAGAGUGGAGCAAGUGGUCAGCCUGCAGCACUGAAUGUGCCCACUGGCGCAGCCGUGAGUGCAUGGCGCCUCCACCCCAGAACGGCGGCCGAGACUGCAUAGGGGCCCUGCUGGAUUCGAAGAACUGCACGGAUGGGCUGUGCAUGCGCAGUAAGAAAAACCCAGGUGAACCCCCCAACCACCCUCUGGAGGCCUCAGGGGACGUGGCACUAUAUGCUGGCCUCGUGGUAUCUGUCCUGGUGGCCGUGGCCGUGUUGGCGGUGGUGGCUGUCGUCUUGUAUCGGCGCAACUGCCGUGACUUUGACCCUGACAUCACCGACUCCUCAGCUGCCCUCACCGGGGGAUUCCAUCCUGUCAACUUCAAGACCGCAGCGAGACCCAACAACCCACAGCUCCUGCACCCCACCGUGCCUCCAGACCUCACUGUCAGCGCUGGCAUCUAUCGUGGGCCGGUCUACGCACUGCAGGACUCGGCAGACAAGAUUCCGAUGACCAACUCACCGCUGCUCGACCCCCUUCCCAGCCUCAAGAUUAAGGUCUACAACUCCAGCACCACUGGCUCCACACCUGGCCUGCCUGACGGCACCGACCUAUUGGGAGUACUGCCACCCAGCACGUACCCCGGAGAUUUCCCUCGGGACCCCCGUUUCUUGCACUUGCGUGGUGCCAGCCUCAGUUCCCAGCAGCUCCCUGGGCUGCCUCGAGAGCCAGGCACCAGCGUCAGUGGCACCUUCGGCUGCCUAGGCGGGAGACUGAACAUCCCCGGGACAGGUGUCAGCCUACUGGUACCCCAUGGAGCCAUCCCCCAGGGCAAGUUUUAUGAGAUGUACCUCCUCAUCAACAAGACAGAAAAUACCCUCCCCCUGUCAGAAGGGACGCAAACAGUAUUGAGCCCUGCAGUGACCUGCGGGCCCACGGGCCUCCUGCUGUGUCGGCCUGUGGUCCUCACCUUGCCCCACUGUGCUGAAGUCAGCGCCGGUGACUGGAUCUUCCAGCUCAAGACUCAGGGCCACCAGGGCCACUGGGAGGAGGUAGUGACCCUGGAUGAGGAGACGCUGAACACGCCCUGCUACUGCCAGCUGGAGGCACGGGCCUGCCAUGUGCUGUUGGACCAGCUGGGCACCUAUGUGCUGGCCGGGGAGUCCUACUCACGCGCAGCCAUCAAAAGGCUCCAGCUGGCCGUGUUUGCACCUGCACUCUGCACCUCACUCGAGUACAGCCUCCGUGUCUACUGCCUGGAGGAUACACCUGCUGCACUGAAGGAGGUGCUGGAGCUGGAGCGAACCCUCGGUGGCUACUUGGUGGAGGAGCCCAAACCGCUGCUGUUUAAAGACACGUACCACAACCUCCGCCUCUCCCUGCAUGACCUCCCGCAUGCCCACUGGAGGAGCAAGCUUCUGGCCAAGUACCAGGAAAUCCCUUUCUGCCAUAUUUGGAGCGGCAGCCAGACAGCCCUGCACUGCACCUUCACCCUGGAGAGGCACAGUCUGGCCUCCACCGACUUCUCCUGCAAGAUCUGUGUGCGGCAGGUGGAGGGUGAGGGGCAGAUCUUCCAGCUGCAUACCACGCUGGCUGAGACACCAGCUGGCUCACUAGACGCCCUCUGCUCCGCCCCUGGCAGUACUGCCACCACCCAGCUGGGGCCUUAUGCUUUCAAGAUCCCCUUGUCCAUCCGCCAGAAGAUUUGCAACAGCCUGGAUGCCCCCAACUCCCGGGGCAAUGACUGGCGGCUGCUGGCACAGAAGCUGUCCAUGGACCGGUACCUGAACUACUUUGCCACCAAAGCGAGCCCCACAGGCGUGAUCCUAGACCUGUGGGAAGCUCUGCAACAGGACGACGGGGACCUCAACAGCCUGGCCAGUGCCUUGGAGGAGAUGGGCAAGAGUGAGAUGCUGGUGGCCAUGGCCACUGAUGGUGACUGCUGAGCCACCCACCUGCAGGAGAUGGGGCAGCUUCCUUUGGGAUGAGUUGGACCCCUGCUGCUGCCAGCUCACAGCCUGAAUCGCUCCGUCGUCCUCCUGCUUCUUCUCCUCCUCCUCCCCGGCCCACCCCAGACCAUGACCAGCCUUAGGAAAUCCACGUGCUUUGUUCUUUCGAGGACACAGGUGUGCCCUCUCCAGCCUGCAGUCUCUUUUGGCUCCUCCCUCAGGGUCCACUGGGCUGAGUCCCAGGUUGGGUGGCAGCAAAGUCAGCAGGGAGAUCCCCAGUCCCCCAGGCCCUUUGAGUGUCAGGGUUGGGGUUCCCUUGGCUCUGUGUUUGCCUCUUGGGGCUCUGAUCCCUUGCCCCCUCCCUCAAAACCCCUCCAUUCAAAACUGUUUUCCUCUUUGAAGAGUCAAGUCCAGUUCAGACCAACAGCUUUUUUUUUUCCUGUCCAAAAGGUAAAAGGAAAGACAGGAAGCAAGUGUCAGGUGUCUAGUAAGGCUCCAAGAAGAAAUACACCAAAACCACCAGGGAAAAGCAAAACCCCCAGUUUCUUAGGAAACGCAAAUGAUUUAUUAUCCAGAUAUUUGGAUAAGUCCUUUUUAAGAAAAAAGAAAAAAAAAAGAAAAUGAAAAAAAAAAACAAAAACAUGAAAAAUAAGAAAACUUCUUUGUUGAGUAUGGGCGUGCUUGGCCAAGAGCAAGUAUGUAUGCAGAGAUGUGUGUCUGUGUGUGUGCAUAUUUG
Molecule: messenger RNA, 3793 nt
Organism: Suncus etruscus (white-toothed pygmy shrew)
Lineage: Eukaryota; Metazoa; Chordata; Mammalia; Eulipotyphla; Soricidae
Gene: UNC5B
Product: unc-5 netrin receptor B
Exons: 17
Coding region: 211-3054 (947 amino acids)
Biological process (GO): netrin-activated signaling pathway; anterior/posterior axon guidance
Cellular component (GO): membrane
Molecular function (GO): netrin receptor activity; protein binding
Source: RefSeq, a predicted model, not a curated record